AUGAACAAUGAUAAUUCUAAAUAUGUGAAUUUUGUUGAACUUAAAAAUAAAUGGAGUGAACUUAACCGUGCAUGUUAUGAAAAUACUAGAUGUACAAACAAACAUACUGGAAAGUGUAUCGAAGGGAAUGGAUAUGGAAUUAUAAUUAAUGAUGAAAAUAUUAAAUAUGUGUUGAAGAAUGGAGGCACUAAUAAAUAUGUUUGUGUAUAUAUAGAAAAUUCAUUCAACAAUCCUCAUCAUUGUUUUGAAUAUUCUUUAUAUUAUUUUGAAGUUAAAUGUAUGUUUGAAGGAGAAUUUAAUAAAGGUGUAAAUCAUAUGAGUAUUUAUUUUGAUGAUUGUAAUACUAUUUAUUUUGCAACGGAAGCUAAAAUUAAAAACGAGAAAUCUGAAUACUUUAAACUUGACAAUAUUUCUUGGAAUAAUAAUGAUAUUUAUGGUUGUGGAGUAGUAUAUCCUCCAACUAAUAUGACGAAUGAAUUUCCUUAUAUUUUCUUUACACAAAAUGGAAAACAAAUUGGUAAAGGUAUAAUAUCAACUAAAAUUACUGGCUCAUACACACCAUUUGUUGAAAUAAGAUGUUGUUCAAUUGAAGCAAACUUUGGAAAUAAUUUGGAGACAAACCCGUUUAAAUAUGACAUUUCAAAACUUUCAGUUCUUAAAGAAUUUUAUUGA
This is a messenger RNA of Meloidogyne enterolobii, 672 nucleotides long. The record is from the annotation of a GenBank genome assembly. NCBI's taxonomy places the organism in Eukaryota, Metazoa, Nematoda, Chromadorea, Rhabditida, Meloidogynidae.